CACAAAACGUAUAUUUGUUUUUUUUUUUGCACUCUACUAUCUAAUUGUAUUCCUAGCCAUGCAACUCCACAACAGCCUCCCGCCAGAGGUCCUUGCACUGAUUAUCGAGACCCUCUUUUACGAGACUGUCGACUACAUGUCUGCUCCCCAGCUGUCGCGGUUUUUGCAGCAGGUUUCACUGAAUCGGCACACGCGACAGGCUGGGUUGUCCAUGUGCUGCCAGCAUGGGUUUGUCGAGGUCAGGGUGGCCACGCACGGGCUGCCAUGGCUCGGUGCAGCGACCAAUGCGAGUUCUGGCAUGAUUGAGCAACGCGCAGGCUGGAGGUCGAACAUCCGGUACAUUAGUGCAAUGAACAGGCGUCAUGCCACCCACACUCUGUUCUUGGAGAUGCGCAAAUGCAGGGAUGUGCGACAGAUCGCACAGGCGCUGGCAGAAGCAGGGCUGUUUGAAGCCGAGUGGCCUGCAGUGCGUACGCUGGUGGUCGGCGAUCCUGGGCACUCCAACACCAGCUGGCACGGCAGCAUGGAGAAGGUCAUAAGUGAGCUAGGGUCAGACCUCUUGCGCGUGGUGCCGAAUGCCCGGUACCUACGCAUCAGCGACAGCGGCACCAUGUACGAUGAGCUGGUGCUUGGUGCGCUCCUGCAAGAAAACAGACGGACCAGUAGACUGACACUGUGCAUGCGAGACAUUACAUCCAGUGGUAUGUCGCACUUUCCGGCGACGCUGACAAGCCUAUAUAUCAACUCUGGGUCGAUCAUUAGCCUGGUGGAUCUGCCGCGUAUAUGCGCUGAGACGCUGAUUGCGCUGACGCUGAAGCCGAUUCAGUCGGGGAACUUGUGGGGCAGAUUCACCAACGAGCCGCGCAGGCUGGUCGAGUUCAGGGAGUUGCGGAUGCUGAGCCUUGGGUUUGCAGCAAGCACCACGGCGUCACCGGUCGGGUAUGGAAACAGCGUACUCCCCGUUUUUCCCAGGCUGGCAAGCCUGAAAGUGUCUGGGUACGAGUAUGAUGUCAAUGACCUGCUGUCGCAGUUCCCGCGGGCACAGAUCGAAUCGCUGGAGCUGCGUGGCACACCAACCAAGCACAUGAUUGAGACAGAUCCCUUUAGAUCCCUGAAGAACGUGGUUGUUUUUGGCGGGAUCCAGGAAACACAGGAUGCGUUCUUCUGCCGGUGCUUCAGAGACCUGACGACGGUGCAGCGGCUGACAGUGGACUGCCUGCCUACGUUUGACACGUUUGUGCAGUUCCCCGGGUUCGUCCAGCUGCGCAGCCUAGAGCUGACACGCUACCAGCUGUCGUCAUUCCUGACAGAGUGCGAUUCGCCGCGGGACCUGUUCAAGGAUGGAUAUCGGGCGAUUCUGCCGCACCUGAAGCAACUGUCUAUCAGUGGCGGAAUUCCCAAUAGCAAUGAAGGCAGGUGCGCGUCCCAGUUGGUUGCCCUGAUGACUGGCAUGCCACAGCUCGAGUGCGUGCGUUUAGGAGGCGCAUUUGUGCUCUGCAUUAGCGAAAUCUACCGUAACAUACGGAGCGUCCUGUCAGAUGAUGUGCUUGGGUUGAAGGCGCAGCAUCUUUGCAUGGUCUAUAUCUUUCUCAGGUACGAAUGAUGCUGUAAUUUAUUUCCG
Linderina pennispora is the source of this 1621-nucleotide messenger RNA. RefSeq lists its product as uncharacterized. The transcript has a single exon. The coding region runs from base 59 to 1603 and encodes 514 amino acids. Lineage: Eukaryota; Fungi; Kickxellomycota; Kickxellomycetes; Kickxellales; Kickxellaceae. The record is from RefSeq and is a predicted model, not a curated record.